CACAUAGGUCUGCUGAGAGUCUCCAGCACUGAGGGGGUAGGAACAUGGUCACGGUCAAUAUUGCUGCUUUGAAUUCGCUUAAAGUUACAAGUUCAACCAAAAAAAAAACCUCCUGUUGGGUAACAUUCAAAAGGAAUAGGACUGCACGGGAUCGCAAUGAAAUAAUUAAUGUAUAUAUAAGUUAAUUCCCUCCAAAUGGAAAUGCCUGUGAAAUUAGUCACACAGGCAGAUCCGAAUCCCCUCAGCCACUCCCAAAUUCCCUCCCCUUGUAACUCCCCCCUGUCAAACCUUUUAAACAUUCGAGCACAGUUACACAGUCAGGGAGGGGAGCACCGAACUUGCAUGCAACUAGUUGGAGUCCCCCCCCCCCCCCCGCGUGCAUUCACUGGAAAGUUAUUUUGCAAAAACUGCUGCAGCAAAACAGUGGAGUUCUUCUCUUAUCUGCUUUCCAUCUGUGUCAGACGCACUGACAAUGAACUUCAAGCCGUCUCGUUCCAUGUAAAAGCGGACUGCGAGGAAUUCCAAACUUGCUCGGCGGACUCUCAGCAUUUCCUAUAUUCGUACAGAGUAGGGCUUUGGUGUGUGUGCGCUUGUGUAGAGAGUCGACUCACCAUUUAACAUGCCAGAUUUUCACACCUUGGCUUUGCUUCGUUUAAGCGACUUGUCCGUAUGAAGGCAUGAAAAUCCUGGGGGUCGUGGUUUUAUUGACAGGACUCCUGGCUAUAGAUAUCUGUAAAGCCUUGAAGGUCAUUGUAACCCCAGGGCCUGUGGUGGAGUUCACUGAAGGACAACGGGGCACCCUAUUCUGUCGAAUAUCUCAACAGAAGAGGAGGAACAGUUACUUAUCUCUGGUCUGGCUCUUUUCAAAUUCACUGUAUGACAAUCAAAGGAUUCUGAGGUUGAAUCGAACAGGCCACGUGCAAGCAUUCCGUAACUGCAGGGAGCAUCGAUGUGAGCUUCAGUUCUUCGAGCAGGGCUUGGCCAAGGUUUACGUUUUGAUCAUCAACAAAUUUCACAACAGUGAUGAAGGACAGUACAGAUGUAAGGUGCAGGAAAUUGCAAACCUAAAUAGGAGAUGGCUCUCGAUAUCUAAUGGCGAUAACGCCACGGAAGUGAGAGUGCGUUUACCACAGACAACUACUGUGAUCUCGAAGAGUACAAGUGAAAGUUGGACACUUUUUGAAGAUCCAGUUCUGGAAACUUCCACUGUAUUGAUUUCCAAGAAUCCGAAGGAAGGACGGACAAUAUUUGGAGAUCUGUAUCUUUAUGUAACAUUGGUGUGCUCCCUGGGGAUUAUAUCGAUGAUGCUUUUCGCAGCCAUUAUCGUUUGUCAGACUUUGAAAAACAGGAAGAAAACAAGAGGGAGAAAAUAUUUGACAAAGGGUCCCAAUAGCAGUUCAGGAGAAACAGUGAUGAGUACGGGAAGCACGUCACUCCUACAACCCAAAUCGGAAAAGAAAAAGAUUGUAGUGCAAGACCCGCCACCUCCAAUUCCAGUUAAAAGCCCAACAAGAAACACCUCAAAUAAGAAAAAGUUUUUGAAGAAGCAGGAUGCAAAAUCCAUUCUGCCACGAAUUGUGGAAGACAGUCUGACAUAUGCCGAGUUGGAAUUGGUGCCAACACAACCAAGUGCCCCAAGCAACCCAACGACAGCAAACUCCCAGGGUCCCACUACAGUCUACGCCAAAAUCCUUUUCUCAGAAAACCAGGAUCAAUGAGCUCCAGCUGGAAGAGCUGCAGGAAACACGCGACCGAACAAUGUUUAAUGAACAAUCAAGCUUAUUUGUGACUUCAACGAGACUUGAGACCUGGUUGCUGGAUGCCUUUCUUGUAUAUAAACCUGUAUGGCACAGGCAGCCUGAGACUACAGGGAGCUGGGCUAUCUUAUCCCCACUCUAUCAAUCGACAGGAACUUGAUCCGCCAAACCAUGUGCACAAGUUGAGCACAUUGGGCCAGUUUCUCAGUCACUGCCCCCACGUCGAGGAGGAAUACGCAGAUUUUGGACCUGCGCUGUCAAACUGCACCUUCUAUCGUUUCAUUGCACUAGGAUCAAAACGGGGAAAGAUGAAGCCUGAGGCCUAGGACACCUCCUCUUCCUGAGUCACUGAAAGACUAAAGGGGGAGAAGAAGGAUGCAUGUGCAUUUGUAAGAGUGUAAAAUAAUUUAAUGGGUGGAAACUUAGACUAAGGCUUGAAUUAAUUAUCUUUUUUUGGGAAGUAAUUAUUUUCUGUGUUAACAAGUGAGUGAAGGAGUAGGCAAGCAAAUUUGAGUGCAUGCUAGUGUGUGUGUAAGUGAAUAUAUCAAAUGUUAAGAUUUUUUUGAUAAAUGUUCUUGUGAUGUUUUACUAUCUUAGAAACAAUAUAUACAUUAAGUGAGGGGAAGGGGAUGGUGAGUUGAAUGAAUAAAUGGAAAAAGACUGUCUUUCUUCUCACAGAUAUGGGCAUCACUGAUAAAACCAACAUUUUGUCACCCAUCUUUCAUUGCCCUUGAGCUGAGUGACCUGCUAGGCCAGCUCAGAGGGCAAUUAGGAUUCACCCACAUGGUUCUGGAGUCACGUGUAGGCCAGGCCAAUAAGGACAGCAGAUUUCCUUCCUUAAAGGAUGUUACAUUUUACAACAAUUGAUACAGGUUGACACAGUUACCAUUUCUGCAACUUGCCUUAAUUCCAGAUUGGCCAAUUUUAAAUUUCACCAGCUGCCUUGGUGAGAUUUGAGUCACAUUACCACUAUGCCAUGGUUAGACAGGAGCUGUUGGAUUUUGAAUGUGGCAGUGAAGGAACAACGAUAAAGGACAGUGUGUGGUUUGAAGGAACCACACAGCUGGUGGUUUUCCCACAUUCUAAGAACCAGAGGUAAAGGGUUGCAAGUUGGUGCAAAGUCGGUGGUGAAAUGCUCUUGGGACUGUUGGCGAAUGUUGAAGGUGGUGGAUGUGAUGCCAAACAAGCGGCUGCUUUGUCCGAGAUGGUGUGGAGCUUCUUGAGUGUUG
This is a messenger RNA of Chiloscyllium plagiosum (whitespotted bambooshark), 2986 nucleotides long. It is a transcript of the gene vstm4a, whose product is annotated as V-set and transmembrane domain containing 4a. Gene Ontology annotation, cellular component: membrane. Lineage: Eukaryota; Metazoa; Chordata; Chondrichthyes; Orectolobiformes; Hemiscylliidae. The record is from RefSeq and is a predicted model, not a curated record.